Molecule: messenger RNA, 327 nt
Organism: Lachancea sp. 'fantastica'
Lineage: Eukaryota; Fungi; Ascomycota; Saccharomycetes; Saccharomycetales; Saccharomycetaceae
Source: the annotation of a GenBank genome assembly
AUGUCUAUUGAAAACCUCAAGUCUUUCGAUCCUUUCGCAGACACAGGUGACAACGAAACUACUACGGCCAACUACAUCCACAUCCGUAUUCAACAAAGAAACGGUAGAAAGACGUUGACCACAGUACAAGGUGUUCCAGCUGAAUAUGAUCUAAAGAGAAUCUUGAAGGUCCUUAAGAAGGACUUUGCCUGCAACGGCAACAUCGUCAAGGAUGAAGAAAUGGGAGAAAUUAUCCAAAUGCAAGGUGACCAGAGAGCCAAGGUUUGCGAAUUCAUGGUCACUCAACUUGGAAUGAAGAAGAAAAACAUCAAGAUCCACGGUUUCUGA